Cylicocyclus nassatus is the source of this 567-nucleotide messenger RNA. NCBI's taxonomy places the organism in Eukaryota, Metazoa, Nematoda, Chromadorea, Rhabditida, Strongylidae. The record is from the annotation of a GenBank genome assembly.
AUGGAGUGGACACAAUAUUCGGGACAUGAGCAAUUUUCCGCUUAUUUUAUGUCACAGCAGCAGCUCAGUCGCCACCAAACGGUAGCAAUGGGUGACGAGUAUGAACAGCUUGGACCACCGUUGGGAGAGAUUCCACCACCUCCUCCUCCUCUGGAUCAACCAUUCCAGAUACCUCCACCUCCUCCUUACCCGCCGCCGCCAGCACCACCGCCACCGCCACCACCACCGCCACCUCCACCACCACCACCACCCCCUCUGCCUCCACCACCUCCGCAACUGGGUUCAGCAGAAAAACCAGUUGCACUGUCGGCGGAAAAACAGAAAUCUGCAGAACGGUCGGCAGAAAGAGUGGAGAAAGAAAAAGCCAGAAAAAAGAAGAAAAAAAAUGGGAAAAGACGUCGUGACGACGAUGAAGAAAGUACAACCCGGCGAUAUGUGAUGUGCUGGAUGAUCAAUAUUUUUGUCUUCAUAGUUUUGGUUGGUGCUGUUAUUGGAGGAAUAGUGGUUCUACACUUGGUAGACAUAAUCAAUUGGUUUCCGUUUAUAAAGAAGUGGUUCAAGAAAUGA